GAAAACAUAGAAGAGGUGCAGAGUUAAGCACGUUUGCUUUGUGUGCUGAGUUUCCAAGUAAUCAGCUCAGUUCAGCUCAAUGGGUUUUGGCGGUUACUCAUUCUCCUUUUCAUCUUCUUCAAGCUUUUCUUUGCCGUUUAAAAAGACAACAAUACCCUCUAACAGAAAAGCUUCCAUACAAACAUUUUCAGUAUCUUAUCACAAUUUUGUUGAUUUUGCUUUGGAUCAAACCAAUUUCCAUACCCAAUUGUUCCCUUCUCCUUUACAGGAAAAGUAUAAUUCCAUGAAUUCUAAGGAUGGUAAAGGAGUGCUUAGUAUGAUGUCAUUUCAAGCUUCCAAGAUUAGGCUUCUACGUAGUCUUAUCAUUCAGACAGAAACUAUGCAGGUUUUGGAUUUUGCUGUCUUUCCAAAAGCAGAAUAUGAUGUCCCAAUUUUUUGUGCUAACUUUUUCACAUCGGCUAAAACAAACAUCGUUGUAUUGGACCUUAACCCUUUGCAUGAUAUCAUCAAUCAAGAUGACUACAAGGAAAAGUACUUUAAAAGCUUAAUUCCUCUUGGCCUGAAAUAUGCCGAGCAUUUUCCAUGGGGAGGGAAGCUCACAAGUGAGUCUAUAAAGUUUUUUUCACCAAUUGUCAUUUGGACAAAGUUUACUUCAAGCCCGCAAAAGUAUGAUGUUUUGUAUUCAGCAUUCCGAGAUUAUUACAAGGUAUGGUUGGAAUUGAUAGACGCGGCAGUAAAAGAGACAUAUGAAUAUCAAAUUUUCGACAAUCUUGAAGCACAGCAUAGAUAUCUGACAUGGAGAGCCGAAAAGGAUCCGGGACAAGGUGUUUUGAAGAAAUUGAUAGGUGACACACUUGCCAAGGAUUUAUUAAGAAGCUUUCUCUUUAAUGGAGUCGACGAACUAGGAAGCAAAAAGUUCGAUGACUAUUUUCCACACUACAACGGCGAGGAAGGAACUCUAAAUAAAAAAGGCGGUAUUAUUGGAAAGUCUUUUGAAAAUCGACCGUGGGAUGCAAGAGGAGAAUUCCUUGGUCGAUGAAUGCUGUAGCUUUGCUCUAAAACUGUUAUACAAGGCAUGUAGCUGGUAAUAUUUCUUUGACUCAAGUUCUGCUAGCAAAUAUUCAAAUUUUGUCCACAACGAAUACCAAUUGGUCAUACACUAUUGUAUAUGUGUAUGUUAUAUCCAUCCUUGUUGUUGUAUUAUUAUUAUUAUAUGUAUAUGGUAAUAAAUUCCAAUGACUGUAACAUAUUUGUAUUGUUGGAUUCAAAUUUUGAUUUGUCUGCAGUUUUUUCAGAUAAGCUGCAGAUAAAUAAAAUUUUGGCAACUUAGUAGGUGUAAGAUCAUGAGUAUUAAUAUUAACAAAUAUUUCAUCCAGUAUAA
Molecule: messenger RNA, 1381 nt
Organism: Cicer arietinum (chickpea)
Lineage: Eukaryota; Viridiplantae; Streptophyta; Magnoliopsida; Fabales; Fabaceae
Product: phytochromobilin:ferredoxin oxidoreductase, chloroplastic
Biological process (GO): phytochromobilin biosynthetic process
Molecular function (GO): phytochromobilin:ferredoxin oxidoreductase activity; cobalt ion binding
Source: RefSeq, a predicted model, not a curated record